Messenger RNA from Rhipicephalus microplus (southern cattle tick), 863 nucleotides. Its product is annotated as putative thiopurine S-methyltransferase. Gene Ontology annotation, molecular function: thiopurine S-methyltransferase activity. The record is from RefSeq and is a predicted model, not a curated record. Lineage: Eukaryota; Metazoa; Arthropoda; Arachnida; Ixodida; Ixodidae.
GUCAGCUUUAUUUCGCAAAUAGACGCAACGACAGGCACCACAGAGGUCAUCUGUAAGCCACGGUGUACGGAAGCAGAGCAGGUGCUUGUACGAACGAUUGGGCGAACUUGGUAGGAAAUCGUUGUGUUCCCGUCAUGCCGGUUACUGGGAACACACAGUUGUCUUCCCACGACUAUUGGCUGCAGCGUUGGACCACGAAAGACUCACCCUGGACUCGAAGCGGUAUUCACAGGCUCCUUCAAGACAACGCAGCCGCUGUCCUAGAUGGCAAGCGAGAGGGAACUGUGUUUCUUCCGAUGUGCGGAAACGCUGGUGAAAUUAAAUGGUGUGCAAAGGCACUGCGCAAGAUAUUGGGACACAUGUUCUACGACCACGGCUUUCGUGUGGUAGGCGUCGAGUUUUUGGAGACGGUGGCUCGGAGCUUUUUUGCCACCCACAACCUGCGGAUGUUUGAAGGCUGCUCGGCCGUCAAUGGCUGCAAGAUCCUUCAUACGCAAGACCUAAUGUUGAGCAUCUACAUCUGUGACCUAUACACCUUCAACAAAGAAUGCGAAGGCACCAUGGAUAUCGUGUGGGACCGUGGUGGCCUGGUGUCUAUCAAGGAGGAGGACAGAGAAAGGCUUCCCACGGAACGUGUCGCUGCCCCUGAUUCGGGAGCUCUAUGGGGACAACUACAAGAUCACAAGACUAGGCAUCACCUUUGUUGAGCGCUCUUACGUGAGAACAAAAGUGGUCAAGGAAACGCUAUGGCACCUAAAGAAACAGAGUUCUCAAGGCUCAAGCUGAAUAUUUUCCGUCCUUUAGUUCAAUCUUUAGCUAUCGCUUCCUACAUAUGUGACAUCGAUGAUAAAUCUGUCCCUGCA